AUGAAGUUUUCGAUCGUCGUCCCAGCGGCCUUUGCGGCUGUCGCUCAAGCCGCCCCCCGCCCCCCCGGCGACCCCGACACCUCGGUGGCUUACCGCGGCUGCGAGGGGCCUCCGAACGGAUUUCGGCCAGAAGACUGCCUCUUCUUUUGCAAGACCAACGUCAUCAGGGUCAGGUGCGGUUGCAGAAUGAGCAUGGGAGUGUACAAGUGCGACGUGGGCACUGGGGAAAAGCUGAAAAAGUGCUGGGAUGAGUCCGAGAAAUACUGCAUGGAUCUCAUCAUGCCUUCUGCCAGGCAACUGGAUGCUUUUGGUAACUAUUGGUAUGAAAGCAAGGAUGCCUACGCAACCGCGUAG
This is a messenger RNA of Ustilaginoidea virens, 354 nucleotides long. RefSeq lists its product as uncharacterized. The record is from RefSeq and is a predicted model, not a curated record. The transcript is spliced from 4 exons. Bases 1 to 354 code for a protein of 117 amino acids. Lineage: Eukaryota; Fungi; Ascomycota; Sordariomycetes; Hypocreales; Clavicipitaceae.